AAGGUCCCCUCCCGCGAGUCUCUCUCCUCUUUAGCCAUCCUUGUUGCUUCAUAUAUAGCAUUGCAAGGAAAGCAAGAGUUUUCAGGAAUCGUGUGAGGGAAUGGCUACUGCGUUGGUUGCUGAUAAGGAACAGUUUAGUCUCGGUUUCGAGGCCACUGAGCUGCGUCUUGGUCUCCCCGGAGACGGUGAGACGGCCAAGAGCAAUGGGAAAAGAGGGUUUUCUGAGACUAUUGAUCUGAAGCUUAAGCUUCAGACUGUGGACUCUGAUGAAACUAGUGAAGAACCUGAGAGGAUGAAGAAGUCAGUUGCUGAGAAGAGCAUCAAGGAGCCUGAGAAACCUCCUGCUAAGGCACAAGUUGUGGGCUGGCCACCAGUUCGAUCUUACCGAAAGAACAUCAUGGCUGUGCAGUCAGAGAAGGCUACCAAGGAGGACGGAGAGAAGUCCGGCAACGGUACUGCUGGUGCUGCCUUUGUGAAGGUGAGCAUGGAUGGUGCUCCUUACCUGCGUAAAGUGGACCUCAAGAUGUACAACAGCUACAAAGAACUCUCCACUGCACUAGAGAAAAUGUUCAGCUCCUUCACCAUUGGGAAUUGUGGUUCUCAAGGAAUGAAUGGAAGGGACUUCAUGAAUGAGAGCAAGCUGAUGGAUCUCUUGAAUGGUUCAGAGUACGUACCCACUUAUGAAGACAAAGAUGGAGACUGGAUGCUUGUUGGUGAUGUCCCAUGGGAGAUGUUUGUUGAUUCAUGCAAACGUCUGAGGAUAAUGAAAGGAUCUGAAGCUAUUGGACUCGCACCAAGAGCCAUGGAAAAAUGCAAGAACAGACGUUGAAGAAGCAUGCUCGGUCGCAUGUUCGGAAAGGAAUUAUUUCAUCGAUAGAAAACUCCGGCGACGAGCAUGCGAUCCGGAUCACUGUCGAGCAUGGCAUGUGAUGUGUGUCUGCGUUGUGAUCUACAUAUAUUUGAUGCGUCAGUUUUUAAGGGAUAUGUGAUUCUAUAUUUUGCUUAAUUUGUAUAUGGACAAUAAGCAAAGAUACUUGUUGGGCGAUGCUUGCUAUUGCUAUGUCUAGAUUGUUUAUUAAUGGUGUGUUUAAUAAUCAGUUUGAUGGUGUGCUUAUUAUUAAUUAAUCCUUGUAGUAAAUUGGCAUUUCAUGA
Molecule: messenger RNA, 1152 nt
Organism: Dioscorea cayenensis subsp. rotundata (Guinea yam)
Lineage: Eukaryota; Viridiplantae; Streptophyta; Magnoliopsida; Dioscoreales; Dioscoreaceae
Product: auxin-responsive protein IAA30-like
Exons: 5
Coding region: 101-829 (242 amino acids)
Biological process (GO): regulation of DNA-templated transcription
Cellular component (GO): nucleus
Molecular function (GO): protein binding
Source: RefSeq, a predicted model, not a curated record